This is a messenger RNA of Pollicipes pollicipes, 2318 nucleotides long. Its product is annotated as chorion peroxidase. NCBI's taxonomy places the organism in Eukaryota, Metazoa, Arthropoda, Thecostraca, Pollicipedomorpha, Pollicipedidae. Gene Ontology annotation, molecular function: heme binding; peroxidase activity. The record is from RefSeq and is a predicted model, not a curated record. Gene Ontology annotation, biological process: response to oxidative stress.
GCCGGCGGCCGGCGCCUAGCGGCCCAGUCUGCCCGUGCUCGCCGCUGGAGCCGGUCGCGCUGCUGCGGGUGCUGCGUCUGAGACGGACCCACGCGACCUCCGGAGCCGUCAUCAUGCGGUCGAUCGCAGUGAGCGUGCUGGCAGUACUGGUGGUCUCAUGCGCCGGACAGCUGCGCAAGCGUAACAUCGGCGGCUUUCAGCCGGCCCCCGUGGCGCUGGGCAAAUGCACCACUUUCAACGGCGUGCUCGGCGUGUGCAAGCGGAUCCAGGACCUGGAGGGCAACUACGCGGACGUGGCGCAGGCCCUCAAGAGUCCGUGCAACACGCCGUGUGUGACCCGCGGCGUCUGCUGCCCGCUCGGCUCCGCCCAGUCGGCCGCUACGCCCAAAGGUCCGGGUCUCAUCGUCUACGUGGAGCCGCCGCCGGUGACAGUGACUGUCGACCAGCAGGAGAUGGAGAAGGCGGCGCGCUUCGGCGCCUCCUCGCAGCAGCGCCGUCGCCAGCAGGACAUCGAGCUCAUCCGCAACGACAUAGUGGUGUCGCCCACCGAGCCGGCUUUCAGCCACCGCAAGCUGCAGCAGCCCACGCGGACGGCGCUGAAGAAGAUGGGCUCGGCCGAGAUCGCCCUCUCUGCCAGCAAGAUGAUCGCCAUGGACCAGCACCUGUCGCCGUUGCAGUCCGUGGCCGGCCUGGUGCGAGUCAGCCUGCUCAACAGCAGCCUGGAGGAGACGUGCCAGCGGGCGCCGCGCUGCCGCGACUCGCGCUACCGCACCCUCGACGGCAGAUGCAACAACCUGCGCCACGGCCUCUGGGGCAGCGCCGAGACCGCGCUGCAGCGCAUCGGCAUGGCCGCCUACGCCGACGGUCUGUUCGAGCCGCGGCGAGCGCAGGACGGCAGCGAGCUGCCGUCGGCCCGCGUCGUCAGCAUGAUCGUCAUCCCUACCCACCACGCCGAGAACGCCCAGCACAGCAUGCUGCUCAUGCAGUUCGGCCAGUUCCUGGACCAUGACGUCACUCACACGCCCAUGAUCGAGACUGACGACGGCGUGAAGAUCAGCUGCUGCCGAUACGGCGUGAAGGUGCGCGAGGGCGAGAUCCAUUCCGAGUGCUACCCCAUCGAGAUGCCGCCCAACGACCCGUUCUACGCGCCGUUCGGAGAGCGCUGCAUGGAGCUGGUGCGCUCCGUGUACGCGCCCCGGCCCAGCUGCUACAUGGGCCCCCGCGAACAGAUGAACCAGAUCACAGCCUACGUGGACGCCAGCAACGUAUACGGCUCCUCGGAGCACGAGGCCGAGGAGCUGCGCGAACACAGCGGCGGCCUGCUCAAGUCGCGGCCAGUGCACGGCCAUCCGUACCUGCCGGCCGACUCCUUCACCUGCAAGGACGUCAAGAUGCCGGAGUGGACCUGCUUCAAGGCAGGCGAUGAGCGAGUCAACGAGCAGGUGGACCUGGUGGUGAUGCACACGCUGUGGAUGCGCGAGCACAACCGGCUGGCGCGAGCUUUGCACGCGGUGAACCCGCGCUGGGACGACGAGCGGCUCUUCCAGGAGGCACGUCGGAUCGUGGCCGCCGAGAUGCAGCACAUCACGUACAAUGAGUUCCUGCCCAUCGUGAUUGGACGCCGUCACAUGCAGAAGACGAAGCUGCUGUCGCCACUGAAGAGCGGCUUCACCAACAACUACGAUCCCGAAAUCAGUGCCGGGAUCACGAACGAGUUUUCGACGGCCGCGUUCAGGAUGGGCCACACCCUGAUCCCAGACAACAUCAUUUCGAUGACCCAGUUCGGCAGCAAGGAGAAGGUGACUCCGCUGCACCGAACCCAGUUCACCCCCUUCGACCUGUACCGCCGCGACGCCUUCAGUGGCCUCCUGCGCGGCCUGCUCGAGAUGCCCAGCAUGAAGUUCGACAACGCCUUCAGCAAGGAGCUGCUGGGCCACCUGUUUCAGUUUGAGGGCCUGUUCGGGAUGGACCUGAUAGCGCUCAACAUCCAGCGGGGUCGAGACCACGGCAUCCCACCCUACAACAAACUGCGCGAGAUCUGCGGCCUGAAGAAAGCCACCACCUGGAGCGACUUCGCCAGCGAAAUCGACUCACAGACCCUAAGCAAGUUCGCGUUGCUGUACAAGUCGGUGGACGACGUGGACCUGUUCAUCGGCGGUGUGUCCGAGCGCCCGGUGGAUGACGCGCUGGUAGGCCCCACUUUCCGCUGCAUCAUCACCGACCAGUUCGCUCGCCAGAAGGCCGGCGACAGAUACUUCUACGAGGAGGGCGGACAGACCGGCUCAUUCACUCUCGACCAGCUGGCCGAGCUGAGGAAG